CUGCAAGGCGAGCCCGUUGAGCAGCGGUUCCCGCGGUUGCUAGAUCCCCGCUCUGCCCGGGAUUUCAGUUUGUUGAAAUGAACAGUCGUAAAUCAAAGGGUAACAAUUUAAUACAUACUGAGUACCUUUCACAGGUACAAAGAAUUUUACGUGAAAGAUUUUGUCAUCAGAGUUCACAUAGUAACCUAUUUGGAGUACAAGUACAAUAUAAACACUUAAUUGAGCUGCUAAAAAGAACUGCUAUCCAUGGAGAAAGUAAUUCUGUUCUCAUUAUUGGACCCCGAGGAUCAGGAAAGACCAUGUUAAUAAACCAUGCUUUGAAAGAACUGAUGGAAGUGGAAGACGUGAGGGAAAAUGUAUUACAAGUUCACCUAAAUGGACUGCUGCAGAUCAAUGAUAAAAUAGCUCUAAAGGAAAUCACAAGGCAGUUAAAUCUGGAAAAUGUAGUUGGAGAUAAAGUUUUUGGAAGCUUUGCUGAAAAUCUUUCAUUUAUUCUGGAAGCUUUGAAAAAAGGUAACCGGGCUAGUAGUUGUCCAGUGAUCUUCGUAUUAGAUGAAUUUGAUCUUUUUGCUCAUCAUAGAAACCAAACACUCCUCUAUAAUCUUUUUGACAUUUCUCAGUCUGCACAGACUCCAAUAGCAGUUAUUGGUCUUACAUGUAGAUUGGAUAUUUUGGAACUCUUAGAAAAAAGAGUGAAGUCACGAUUUUCUCACCGGCAGAUACACUUAAUGAAUUCAUUUGGUUUUCCACAGUAUCUUAAAAUAUUUAAAGAACAAUUAUCUCUACCUGCAGAAUUUCCAGACAAGCUUUUUGCUGAGAAGUGGAAUGAGAAUGUUCAGUGUCUCUCAGAAGAUACAAGUGUGCGAGAAGUAUUACAGAAGCAUUUCAAUGUCAGCAAAAACCUGCGGUCAUUACACAUGCUAUUGAUGUUUGCUUUAAGUCGAGUAACAACAACACACCCAUUUAUGACUGCAGCAGAUCUGAUGGAGGCAAACCAGCUGUGUAGCAUGGACUCGAAAGCCAAUAUUGUACAUGGUUUGUCAGUCUUGGAAAUCUGUCUUAUAAUAGCAAUGAAACAUUUAAAUGACAUCUAUGAAGAGGAGCCCUUUAAUUUUCAAAUGGUCUAUAAUGAGUUUCAGAAGUUUGUUCAAAGGAAGGCCCAUUCUGUUUAUAAUUUUGAGAAACCUGUUGUCAUGAAGGCUUUUGAACACUUACAACAAUUAGAAUUAAUAAGGCCCAUGGAAAGAACUUCAGUAAAUGCACAGAGAGAGUACCAGCUGAUGAAACUACUUUUGGAUAAUACUCAAAUUAUGAAUGCUUUGCAGAAAUACCCCAACUGCCCUACAGAUGUUAGGCAGUGGGCAACAUCCUCACUAAGCUGGUUAUGAGCAUAACCCGCGGCUUCAGUUUCGGAGUUGCAGGCUGACUUCUCUAAAGAACUACAAGCUGUUGUCCUUUAACAAGACACGUUGUUACAUUUUCUUAUAUUUGUAGACAUGUACUUUUGUAUUUAUGGGGGAUGUUACACAUGUAGUAUCCUUGGCUGUGCUCUGCCUUUAAAUCAUGAGCAGUUACAUGAUUUAUAAUUCUAGUAAUUUAGACUGUGUUGUAACUAGUUUAAAAAAAUAAAUGUGACUAUUUUAUAGGGAUUGAACCAUA
Molecule: messenger RNA, 1659 nt
Organism: Miniopterus natalensis
Lineage: Eukaryota; Metazoa; Chordata; Mammalia; Chiroptera; Miniopteridae
Gene: ORC4
Product: origin recognition complex subunit 4
Biological process (GO): DNA replication; DNA replication initiation
Cellular component (GO): nucleus; nuclear origin of replication recognition complex
Molecular function (GO): ATP hydrolysis activity; ATP binding; DNA replication origin binding
Source: RefSeq, a predicted model, not a curated record